UGAAUCAAUCAUUUCUAACCCGAAAUGCGGAAAAUAUUGAUUUGCCUGAUCGGAGUCCUAUUUCAAGCCGAUGGAGUACCACCUUCAGAAAUUGACCGGAUAAUUCAUUAUGUGAAUUCGCAAAAAACUACUUGGACUGCUGGGAUUCCUGCUCUGAGCCGGAAUUCUAUGCUGAAAACUCUUGUCACAGACGCUGCAACUAUAGGAUUCAAAAUCCAGAAUUUCGGGGUGUCACAAGCAAAUUCCGAUCUAUCUCCUUCAUUUGAUGCGAGAGAACGUUGGCCGGAGUGCAUGUCAAUUCCACAGAUCAACGAUAUUUCAGAAUGUAAGACAAGUUGGGCGUUCGCAGCAGCCGAAUCAAUGUCUGACAGGCUUUGCAUUAAUUCCGGAGGAUUUAAAAAUACCAUUUUAUCCGCUGAAGAACUUUUGAGUUGUUGCACGGGAAUGUUUUCCUGUGGGGAAGGGUGUGAAGGCGGGAACCCAUUCAAAGCUUGGCAGUAUAUUCAGAAACACGGUAUUCCUACCGGAGGAUCCUAUGAAUCGCAGUUUGGAUGUAAACCUUACUCUAUACCUCCAUGCGGAAAAACUGUUGGCAAUGUGACCUACCCAGCGUGUACAAAUACUACAUCACCUACUCCGAGUUGUGAGAAAAAGUGUACUUCACGAAUCGGAUACCCAAUUGAUAUUGAUAAAGAUCGGCAUUAUGGAGUUUCUGUGGAUCAACUUCCAAAUAGUCAAAUAGAAAUUCAAAGUGACGUCAUGCUAAAUGGGCCGAUCCAGGCAACUUUUGAGGUUUACGACGAUUUUCUUCAAUAUACGACGGGAAUUUAUGUGCAUUUGACUGGCAACAAACAGGGUCACUUGUCAGUUAGAAUUAUUGGCUGGGGAGUUUGGCAAGGUGUUCCUUAUUGGCUAUGCGCAAACUCUUGGGGAAGGCAGUGGGGAGAGAAUGGAACUUUCCGUGUUCUACGUGGAACAAACGAAUGUGGGCUCGAGUCGAAUUGUGUUUCAGGAAUGCCUAAACUUAACUAAAUCGUGUCUUUCUCAUUUAUGUAUGUGCAUUAAUAAAAUUGUCAUUCCCAAAUGAUUUAAAU
This is a messenger RNA of Caenorhabditis elegans, 1094 nucleotides long. RefSeq names its product Peptidase C1A papain C-terminal domain-containing protein (gene cpr-8). Bases 25 to 1032 code for a protein of 335 amino acids. The record is from RefSeq and is marked reviewed. Lineage: Eukaryota; Metazoa; Nematoda; Chromadorea; Rhabditida; Rhabditidae. Gene Ontology annotation, biological process: proteolysis. The transcript has 6 exons. Gene Ontology annotation, molecular function: cysteine-type peptidase activity.